AUGUGUGCCGGCUCGGAUGCCGACAGCCAGCUGGGGGGCGGGGCCCAGCCGCCCAGCACCGCUAGAGCCCAGCACGGAGCCGGGGGCACCCCGGGAGCCAGCUGGGAAGCCGACAGCUCUGCCACCCAGCGCACCUCGGGAGCCCGGCACGCCCGGGAGCCAGCUGGGAAGCCGACAGCUAGCUGGGGAUGCGCGCGCCUCUCCCUCCUCUCCCUUCCCUGCUUCGCCUCCCUCGAGUCCGGCGAGCGUGGAAGGAGAGCGGCUGGCGAGGGUGCAUGCGUCCCCGAGUGGCUCGCCUCCCCCCGGCUCCGCAUAGCCAGCUCGGCUGAGAAAGCGAUCGACCUCGCUAGCAAAGCAGCACAAGAGGACAAAGCAGGAAACUUUGAGGAAGCCCUCCGCUUGUAUCAGCAUGCUGUGCAGUAUUUCCUCCAUGUUGUCAAAUAUGAGGCACAGGGUGACAAAGCAAAACAAAGCAUUAGAGCAAAGUGUACCGAGUAUCUGGACAGAGCAGAAAAGCUGAAGGAGUAUUUGAAAAAGAAAGAAAAGGCGCCUCCAAAGCCAGUGAAAGAAUCUGGCUCAGCCGAUGAAAAGGGGAAUGACAGUGAUGGGGAAGGAGAGUCAGACGACCCUGAGAAAAAGAAGCUGCAGAACCAACUGCAAGGCGCCAUCGUCAUGGAGCGGCCAAAUGUCAACUGGAGUGAUGUUGCCGGCUUAGAGGGAGCAAAGGAAGCACUUAAAGAAGCGGUGAUAUUGCCUAUUAAAUUUCCACAUCUUUUCACAGGGAAGAGAACCCCUUGGAGAGGGAUUCUUUUGUUUGGGCCCCCUGGAACAGGGAAAUCGUACUUAGCAAAAGCUGUUGCAACAGAAGCUAACAAUUCUACCUUUUUCUCCGUGUCAUCUUCUGACCUUGUCUCAAAAUGGUUAGGGGAGAGUGAAAAGUUAGUGAAGAAUCUAUUCCAACUUGCUCGAGAAAACAAGCCUUCCAUUAUCUUCAUUGAUGAAAUCGACUCUUUGUGUGGUUCCAGAAGUGAAAAUGAAAGUGAGGCCGCCAGACGGAUUAAAACAGAGUUUCUAGUACAGAUGCAAGGAGUUGGAGUAGACAAUGAUGGAAUUUUAGUUCUUGGAGCUACAAAUAUACCCUGGGUCCUAGAUUCUGCCAUCAGAAGAAGGUUUGAGAAACGUAUUUACAUUCCCUUGCCUGAGGACCAUGCCAGAACAGCCAUGUUUAAGCUUCAUCUCGGGUCCACACAGAACAGUUUGAGUGAAUCAGAUUGUCGAGAGCUUGGAAAGCGAACAGAUGGCUAUUCCGGUGCUGACAUAAGCGUAAUCGUACGAGAUGCCCUGAUGCAGCCUGUUAGGAAGGUUCAGUCAGCCACGCACUUUAAGAAAGUGAAAGGCCCAUCGUUGUCUGAUCCGAACGUGUUAGUAGAUCUGUUCACCCCUUGUUCUCCAGGAGAUCCCAGUGCCAUUGAAAUGACGUGGAUGGAUGUGCCAGGGGACAAACUACUGGAGCCAGUUGUUUCCAUGGCUGAUAUGCUGAGAUCAUUGGCCAACACAAAACCCACAGUGAAUGAACAAGACCUGGAAAAACUAAAGAAGUUCACAGAAGACUUUGGACAGGAAGGCUAAUCCAAAGACCGUUUUUACCCUAAAUUUUCUUCCUUCAGAUUUCUUGCUUCUCUAUUGCCAAUAAAUGAAUCACUUCUUUUCUUUCUACAUGGAAAUGAAGAGCUGUUUGCAAGGACCCUUGAGCUUUUUGUAUAUCACUUUCCAGAACUAUCUCUUAAAUGUUGUCUUCUGAAAGCAUGAUACUAGGAUCUUAUGGCAAAGAAGGUAAACAUGUUAUGAAUAUAUUUAAAAAACUGGCAGCCCU
Euleptes europaea (tarantolino) is the source of this 1873-nucleotide messenger RNA. RefSeq names its product vacuolar protein sorting 4 homolog B (gene VPS4B). Gene Ontology annotation, molecular function: ATP binding; ATP hydrolysis activity. The record is from RefSeq and is a predicted model, not a curated record. Gene Ontology annotation, biological process: vacuole organization; endosomal transport. The transcript is spliced from 11 exons. Lineage: Eukaryota; Metazoa; Chordata; Lepidosauria; Squamata; Sphaerodactylidae. The coding region runs from base 1 to 1629 and encodes 542 amino acids.